AUGGGUCAAUGCACUUCUGGUGGUAAAAAGAUAUCUAUUAAAAAGGUGAUGAAAAAUACUCUCACUCAAUUUAUUGAUAAGACUGAAUACCUUGUAUAAUCUUUUGAACUCCUCACUGAUGCUUAUGGAAAAUUAAAAGAAGACAUUUUUGAAAUUAUCCAUCUUGGAAGCAACAAUAACAACGAAUAUUAAAAUUAUCAUUAUAUAGAAGAAAAUAUAUUAGAUUUGUACUAAUAAUAACACUAAUAAAAAAGCCAGAUUUAUGGGGCCACUGAAAAAUCAACUAUUGUUGUCAUCAUGAGUCUAAGCUCUUUACCUGAUCUCGUCAAUAAUGCUUAACUAGAUGAGAAGCAAUAGCUUGAACUUAUUCGUCUCAUUGAACGCUUCUAAGAAUGCGUGAAGUGUCUACGCGCAUUAAGAAGCAGCUGCUGUAAAGCUCUUUAGAGAUAAGAAAUUGGUUGGUAGAAUUAUUAAAUUGUUUAAUAGCCCUGCGCAUCUCCUAAGAAAUGCUCGAACCUCAAUGAAACAAAGAGCGAAAGAGUAAGCACAGGCUCUCCUGUCAAACUAAUGGGGUCUCCUUAAAAGCACUGCAAGAGCAGUCCAUUAGAAAAUUAAUACAAUUAUCCCUGCCAUAACAACUAUUCUCAUUAAAAAAAAGACAACUAUAUUAUCAAAAGAGAAAUCUGUGCACGCAAGUUACUUCUAAUAAUAGAAAGCAUAGAUAAACUCCAACAGUCUUAUGAUUUCGACUACAUCAUAAGCAUGGUUAAGGAAAUUAUUUUCAAAAAGUAUGGCUUUAAUUGCAAAUUUAACGAUGUUUUCAAGAAUUUAGAUGAAGGGGAAAUCGAAAAACAAUUUGCAGCAGCCAUAGCUUCAGAACAACAAAAAAAGCAAGAGCUUUUGAAGACAAUUGUUAAAGAUCUUUCAGAAAGUGAAAUACUUUGA
Molecule: messenger RNA, 945 nt
Organism: Tetrahymena thermophila SB210
Lineage: Eukaryota; Ciliophora; Oligohymenophorea; Hymenostomatida; Tetrahymenidae
Exons: 1
Source: RefSeq, a predicted model, not a curated record